ACGUUUGAAUGAAAAGGUCAAGGCGACACCCUAGGCUGGCUCGGCUCGUUGUCAUUCAGUAGGAAGCUCCACGAUGACGGAACAGGCUGAACAACGACUGCAGCAGCUGCAGACAGUGUUACGAAAUGGUAGUGGAGGAUGCAACAUACAGACACAUGUGGCCUCAGAAUGCUGCAAGGGACCAGGUUAUGCCACGCCCCUGGAGGCUAUGAAAGGUCCCCGGGAGAGGCUCGUGUACAUCCCGUGCAUUAUUCCCGAGAAGGAUCGUCCCGACUACCUAUCUACAGUCGACGUGGAUCCUGAAUCGCCAACAUAUUGCCAGGUGAUCCACCGUCUAUAUAUGCCCUACGUUGCUGAUGAACUUCAUCACUCUGGUUGGAACGCUUGCUCCAGUUGCUAUGACGACAGCAGUAAAACACGGAACCGGAUGGUGCUCCCCUGCAUCAACAGUGACAGAGUCUACAUAGUAGACACAGGCACCGACCCGAGGAGGCCGUCAAUUCACAAGAUUGUGCAGCCCUCUGAGGUUCACUCCAAGACCGGUCUCGGCGCUCCCCACACAACCCAUUGUCUGGGGUCUGGGCACAUCAUGAUCAGCUGCAUUGGCAAUCAGAACGGAGACGGAAAUAGUGGGUUCUUUCUGUUGGACGGGACCGACUUCCGGGUCCUCGGCAAGUGGGAGAAUUCCCCCGCCCCCGACUACGGCUACGACUUCUGGUACCAGCCAAGACACAACGUAAUGCUCAGCUCUGAGUGGGGUGCUCCGAAUGCUUGGAGAACCGGAUUCAACCCCGAGCACGUGAAACAAGGUCUGUACGGUCACAGUAUUCACGUGUGGGACUGGACAACCCAUGAGCGUAUCCAGACACUUGACCUCGGAGAUGAGGGAAUGAUCCCCCUGGAGAUCAGGUUUCUCCACAACCCUGACACCACCGAGGGCUACGUGGGGUGCGCGCUCAGCUCAACAGUAUUCAGAUUCUUCAAACUUCCGAAUGGAAGAUGGGACAGCGAGAAGGUGAUCACUAUACCCAGCAAGACGGUGGAGGGAUUCGCGCUGCCACAGCUGCCUGGUCUGAUCACUGACAUCAUACUCUCCCUCGAUGACCGAUACAUCUACUUCAGCAACUGGCUCCACGGGGACAUCCGACAGUACGACAUCACCGACACAAGAAACCCUAAACUGGUCGGGCAGGUGUUUCUCGGCGGGAUGAUAUGCAAGGGUGGGGACAUUACUGUCACACACGACCCAGAAGGACAGGUAAGGGCAACCACAGUGGAGGGAGGACCGCAGAAACUUAGUCUAGUGGGAUUACCCCAAUAUGAUCAAAGUAGUAUGUAUAGCGACAAACAGUUCUACCCCAAUAUGAUCAAAGCGGGAACAAUGUUCCUGAUGAUUGACGUGGAUACAGUCAACGGAGGACUGAAACUGAACCCGGACUUUGCAGUCGACUACGGGCUGGAACCUGCAGGACCAGUAUUCGCCCACGAAAUUCGGUACCCAGGCGGGGACUGUACGUCCGAUAUCUGGCUGUAAUAUCGAAUCAGUUGAUCGUGAUAUUACAACAUGCGCUCCAACGGUCGAGAACCAGAUUCAUCAUUUUUCGUUAUUUACACAGACCUUCUUAUGUUCAUGUAUCUGUGAUACGUUGGGUUAUGUAAGCUUGAUUACGGUGCGAUCAUGGAACAAUGUUAUUCUAUUACCAGCUAAACACAAUGGAAGAUCCCUAAUCCUAACAAAAGCGUCUUCUAUAAGUCAAUACACAACUCAAUGCAUAAUAUGUACAUAUAUAUUAACAAUAUCACACAAAACGCACACGCACACUGUCACCACUUUUGUUUGGACAUGUAUAUUAUUGAUUACUUCAACUAGUGGUUUGUGAAUGGAAUUAUUCUUUGAAACAAGGACUAUACAUUGAGAGCUUUGUCGUACUUAAGGAUACACAUACCUUGAAACUGCCCAAAGAAAGUUUUGUGAAUCUUGGUAUCCAUAGCGCGGAAAAUGCACACAUGUAAAACAGUUUUCUCAUGCAGUGGCAGAAUAUAAUUGUCAAUAUAUAAUAGUUCAAUUGUUUUUACAUAUGUAUGACCUGACGAAAUUCAUAUGUCAUUUGCUUAUGCUUCCAUGUCGGAGUUUUAUGUCAAUAAAUUUAAAUACCAGA
This is a messenger RNA of Haliotis rubra (blacklip abalone), 2159 nucleotides long. RefSeq names its product methanethiol oxidase-like. The transcript has 12 exons. The record is from RefSeq and is a predicted model, not a curated record. The coding region runs from base 74 to 1534 and encodes 486 amino acids. Gene Ontology annotation, molecular function: protein binding; selenium binding. Lineage: Eukaryota; Metazoa; Mollusca; Gastropoda; Lepetellida; Haliotidae.